This is a messenger RNA of Drosophila rhopaloa, 1714 nucleotides long. RefSeq names its product E3 ubiquitin-protein ligase MARCHF4. The record is from RefSeq and is a predicted model, not a curated record. Bases 128 to 1519 code for a protein of 463 amino acids. NCBI's taxonomy places the organism in Eukaryota, Metazoa, Arthropoda, Insecta, Diptera, Drosophilidae. The transcript is spliced from 6 exons. Gene Ontology annotation, molecular function: zinc ion binding; ubiquitin-protein transferase activity. Gene Ontology annotation, biological process: protein ubiquitination.
UAAACUAAUAUUUCCACCCGAAACAAAAGGAAAGCAAAAGCAACCUUAAUUUUACACAGAAGAUGUAUUAAAAUUUUUGGUUAAUUUCGGUAUCCAACUGGCCAAAAAUCGUCAAACAGAUUAAAGAAUGGAGUGCGAAAAGUGUGACACCACCAGCAAUGCCGGCGAUCACAGGCUCGAUCCGACUAGGAACCCCGUGGACCUCAAGCCGGAUACCACCCUGGAGAUGGAGAUUGAGGAGGCUCUGUCCUCCAGCAGUGCCGACGACACUCCACCGGGAAUGAUCGUGGUGGAGACGCGCAUCAGUUGCUGGGAGAAGCUGCAGCCCCUUCAGUCCUUUGAGAAGGACGCCACCACAACGGAUGUGGAGGCUCACGAACUGCCGGCCUGCUCCGUUUCCCUGGGUCUCAAACCAAAUGUCCAGUUCCAGAAAGUGCCGCACCCCUGUCAUCCACUGGUCAGCACCGAGGCCGCUUCGGUCGCCGCCGUCUGUGUCGCCCCCGUUUCUGCACCCAUACCCACAGCCACCGAGUCCAUUGCCACACUGCGGCACUGCAUCGAUGAAACCACUCAGUGCAACAACCUGGGCUACGAAUCCAUUUCCAACGAAUCGGUGCCCUCUGUGGGAUCGCUGGUCUGUCGCAUUUGUCACAACGCCGAUAAUCCCGAACAACUUGUGUCGCCCUGUUUGUGCAAGGGCUCGCUGACAUAUGUCCAUGUGCACUGCCUGGAGCGUUGGAUUAGCACCUCGCGCUGCACCACCUGCGAGCUGUGCCAGUUCCAGUACAACACGGAGCAGACGCUGCGGUACACCUGUCUGCAGUCGCUGCGCCUGUGGUAUUCGCGGGCCAUGAGUCGCAGGGCGUUGCAGGAGGACUGCCAGAUGUUCUCGCUGCUCACCCUGGUGGCCUUCGGCAUCAUCGGCACCCUGCUGGUGGGCAUCCAGUACUACGCCCUGCACACCCACUCCUGGGGAUUGAGCAAGCUCUGGACCAAGUCCUGGAUGCUGUUCUUUUUGUUCAUGACGAUUACCGUUUACUUUGCCAACAUAUACAUGCUGAUCAAGUCCCAGUUGACGCCCUGGUAUCGCUGGUGGCAGUCUGCGCGGGACAUAAAGCUUAUCCUUGAGAACCGACGGCCCUUUCCCAAUCCAAGCCGCUUUCUGAGCCCAUUUCACGCGGAGACGGCCUCGACGACAGCCUCGUUGUUCACCCACCACGAUCAGAUGGAAGGGCCCAUGCCCAGCCGCUCACCGGUCAUCGUGAUCAGCUCCAGCGAGGAGGAAGUUGACGACAAGUUGGCCCACAAAUGGGGCACACGGCUGGAGAGCGAAGUUCUCGCCGCAGUGGUGGCUGCCACCGUGGAAUCGAUUGCUGACGCAAGUGCCCGCGAGAGCGACAAACAAGCCGAGCAGCAGCCUCAGCAGCAAAACCAGUCACAGCAGCAACAUCAGUCACAGCAGCAACAUCAAGCCCAACAGCAGCAGCAGCAACAACAGCAACCGAAAGGUGGCAACUGAAAGGGCGAUGACAAAUACUGGACUGGGUCUCGGGGGGAUCGGGAGUUCCUCACUCCUGGUUCUGGGCAAGUAAUUAAGGCUCAAGGACAUGGAUUUUGCUUGGCUUUCGUUGUUUGCAUGUCAUUUGUUUAAUGUAGUUUCAAUGCUUUUAAUGAACUUUCCCGAUGAGAGCUCGAAUUAAAUGGGUAAACUUGA